Molecule: messenger RNA, 3862 nt
Organism: Neomonachus schauinslandi (Hawaiian monk seal)
Lineage: Eukaryota; Metazoa; Chordata; Mammalia; Carnivora; Phocidae
Gene: LRRC58
Product: leucine rich repeat containing 58
Exons: 4
Coding region: 97-1212 (371 amino acids)
Molecular function (GO): protein binding
Source: RefSeq, a predicted model, not a curated record
CCUCGGUUCAGGUUCCGGGGCGCCGCGGAGCUCCCGGCCUGUGGAUCGCGCGGGGCGCCCUUCGGUUCCGGGGCCAGGCGCCCCGCGGCGGCCGGGAUGGAGGAGGCCGGAGCGGCGGUGGCCACGGCGGGGGAGGCCGAACUGAACUUGUCCCGCCUCAGCGUGUCCCCGGAGACUCUGGAGUUGGAGCUGGAGGCGCGGGGCGAAGAGCGGCGCGGCGCCCGUGAGGCGCUGCUCCGGCUGCUACUGCCUCAUAACCGUCUGGUGUCGCUGCCGCGGGCGUUAUGCAGCGGCUUCCCGCACCUCCAGCUGUUGGACGUGAGCGGCAACGCGUUGACCGCGCUCGGGCCAGAGCUGCUCGCGCUGAGCGGCCUCCGCACGCUGCUGGCCAAGAACAACCGGCUCGGCGGGCCCGGCGCGCUGCCCAAGGGCCUGGCCCAGUCGCCGCUCUGCCGCAGCCUCCAGGUGCUCAACCUCAGCGGGAACUGCUUCCAGGAGGUGCCCGCGUCGUUGCUGGAGCUGCGCGCGCUGCAGACCCUCAGCCUGGGUGGCAACCAGCUGCAGAGCAUCCCGGCCGAGAUCGAGAACUUGCAGAGUUUAGAGUGUUUAUAUCUCGGAGGAAACUUCAUCAAAGAAAUCCCACCAGAAUUAGCAAAUCUGCCUUCUCUAAGUUACUUGGUAUUAUGUGACAACAAAAUCCAAAGUGUGCCUCCUCAGCUUUCACAGUUGCAUUCGCUUCGUUCCCUCAGUCUUCACAAUAACUUGCUGACAUACCUGCCUCGAGAGAUCCUCAGCCUUGUUCAUUUGGAAGAAUUGAGUUUGCGAGGAAAUCCAUUAGUUGUUCGUUUUGUUAGAGAUUUAACCUAUGACCCUCCAACUCUCCUGGAAUUAGCUGCACGGACCAUUAAAAUUCGAAAUAUUUCCUACACUCCCUACGAUCUUCCUGAGAAUCUUCUUAGAUACUUGAGUUUAGCCAGCAAUUGCCCAAACCCAAAGUGUGGAGGAGUCUACUUUGACUGCUGUGUCAGACAAAUUAAAUUUGUGGACUUCUGUGGGAAGUACCGCCUCCCACUGAUGCACUACUUAUGCUCCCCAGAGUGUUCUUCCCCUUGCAGUUCCGCCUCUCACAGCUCCACAUCCCAGAGCGAAUCUGACUCGGAGGACGAAGCUAGUGUUGCUGCACACAGAAUGCAGAAAGUUCUUCUUGGUUGAAAAUAAUGCAGGGUUGUGUGAAACAUUAAAAGAACUGAGCAAAGGUGAUUAGAAAAGAAAACAGACUUUGAAGUUCACUAGAAACCGUCACUAGAAACCGUAUCUUCAUCUUGAAUGUCCAUGAAAGAGUUGGAGAUGAUGGAAAAGAUUUUGCAUUUCAUCUUCCCAUUCAGCAGGAAUGAGUCCAGUUCCAUGUUUGGAUUCUUUGAAUAUAAUUCACUCUGAAUGAUGGUUUCAAAUUUAACUGAUUGUUUGCAAUUUUCACUCAAGUUUUGCAUGAAUCACACAGCACAAUGGAACAUUCUGAAGAGCAGUGCUAUAAUAAACCAUGAGUGGUAUAACUUGUGACAGUUGAGAUGAAGAAAGAAAUGAUCAGAGCUGUAAUUAUUACCAGAAUUGUCCUUGGGUUUAGAUUGAACAUUAUACCUUAACAGGAUUAGCCCUCCCUUCCUGUAUUGCCCAUGUGUCUAGAUUACAGAGCUAUUCAGAUAAGCUCACAGAUGGUUACAUAGGACCUAACCCUUUCAAGUGACCUACUAACUGGUAAAGUAAGGGAUAUAACUUCUAUGUGGGAUUUUAAAACUCUUCAGUUCUGCUCUUUUGUUCUAUAUGAUUGCUGUUUCCUUUCUGUAAUCCAGCAAUGACUAUUAUAGUGCCUUAAUCCUAGCAAGAUUUUAGAAAUUUAUCCAUGGAACGAUGCCAGAGCAGCCUAUAUAACCUGACAUACUAUGCAGAACACUUUAAAAUAUGCUUUAACAGAACUAGGUAAACAGCUGUAUAUCUGACAUAAGAGCUCAUACCACCUUAACUUGAAUUUUUUGUUUAAACAUGAAGUGAUCCCCUUGUAAGGAAAUCACUUUUACACUUAAUGGGAAGCAACAGUCUUGAUUAAUCUUUUCAUCAUAAGACAGAAUAAUAGCUUUUGAUUUAAAAAUCUGUCAGACUUCUUUUGACAGAAAAGAGAUGUAAGCUUAGAAAGCUUCUUUGUAUCUUGCAUUAAAGGAGUGGGAAAAUGAUUUUAAAAUUUUUAAGUCAUGUCUGACUCCUUUGCCUGUGUGUACUGAACUGUAACUUUCUCUACAUUUAAAAAAAAAACUAGAAAACCAUUACAACAAGCCAAAUAAAGUUAUGGGCAGCCAUCAUUUGUGUAAAGACUUUAAAGCCGUCUUUAAAUUGUGUGAAAUAGAAUAAUUUCCAAAACUAGUUUAACUAUGGAAUACUUUUUGAAAGUAAUGUAUUGAUAACAUAAGAAACUUGUUAAAUAUAUCCCCAGAGUAUAGCAGAAAAAUGUUUCACAAAUUAAUUGCUAUCAGAAAUGACCAAAUUUUUAUUAACUAGUUAAUUUGCAAUAAAAAUUGAAUAGUACAAUUAUAAGUUGAUAUUAUAAAAUACACAACACAUACUAGCAGUCAUUAGAUAACCAAUAAUAAAAUAAUGUUUUAUUGAUAAACAUUACCUAUACAAUAAUAUGUAGGUCAGAAACACAUUAGAAUACCAGAGGAUCUCCCUUCUGGCUUCCUGACAUUCACAACUGGGGCACACCAUUUCUUAAAAGCAGAUUGUUGUAUAAUAAUAAUAAUGUACAUAUGUUAGGUUUUUGUCUUGUGUAUUAUUUUUUAUUUUAGAAGAAAAUAUAUUGUAGGAUAGUUCAGAUUUAUUAUGUGUUAUUCAUGAAACAUCGUGGAGUUUCAUGACUGCAGUUGUGAAACGCUGCUAUAGAGUGAAUCCCUUCACCUUGUUAUAAUGUAACAAUAUGUUUUCCUUUUGACUCAGAAAUUUUCUAGGUCUAUAGAAAAUCUAGUAUGUUUCUGCUGCCUAACAAAGUAGUACAUGGGUGAUUAGAUCAUAAAAUGGAAGUAAUGUAGAGUCUUUGUUUACUUCUCCAUUUGAGCCACAGCAAGCUGUGUACGAAAUUAUGAAAGAUAAAGAUAACUUAGGCAGUGCCCAAAGUGUUUUGUACCUGACUUAGUUAGUAUCAAUACAUAACAUAUUUUCAUAGAAAAUAAUGUAUUCAUAGGAAAAUACCCAAAUUGAUAGGACCGAAUUCUUCUGGCUUAAAUGCCUCAGUUUACUUCCUAAUCCAUUACCAGCUUGGGUAAUCUUCCAAGAGUUAGUCUUUUUAAAAUAAAUUGGUAGGUAUGUAAGUACAAUUAAGUACUUCCUGGCUUCCCAGAAAGAAAGUGUACUGAUUGAUCUUUCACAGAUGUAAAUAGGUCCAACCAGAAACAGUUUCUGGCCUUUGCUAUAUAUGCAGAUGUAUACCAUAAUAUACAAUAACUGUUUGUUGUUCAUGUACAUUUCAAAAUCUAAGAUCAGUGUGCAACUGGCUUUAGUGACUUUAACUGAAAUCUGCAUUUCAGUUGUCAGUUCUUUUUUUUAAUCUUUGACCUAAACUUUUAUAAGAGCUGCUAAUAAUUUCUAAGAUUUUCCCUGUUUCUCUUCUCUACCUUCCCUUUUUUUUUAUAACUGGUGAUUGUAGAAAUUAGCCAGAAGAUGAGAUAGAAGGGACUUGAUAAUUUAGAAACCAGGUAAUCAACUCCUAAAUCAUAUCGCUAUGUAUUUGAAAUGAUAGUCUAUCUCUUUAGUUGCUAAGUCAUAUGUUUGUGUUUAAACUAGUUAAUAAACUUUAUUUUUGAGACUUAAGAAUCUA